AGAAUGGUGGAUUUAAUAAAUUGACAUCAACUGUAGCUGGUUUAGUUAAACCUGGUAAAUAUGAAGAUAGUGGAUUUGAUCCUAAAGAAUGGUUAGAUCCCGGGGAUGAAAGAAAAAUGGCAUUAUUUACACAAUAUGCAAUUUGUGCAGCAAAACAAGCAUUAUUUGAUGCUGAAUGGAUUUCUAUAUCAGAUGAUGAUAAAGAAAAAACUGGAGUUUGCAUAGGAUCAGGAAUAGGAAGUUUUCAGGAUAUAAUUGAUACCAGUAUGAUUUAUAAAGAACAUGCAUGUAAAUCCUCAUUCUAUGAUUAUGGUGCACAUAAAGUAAAUCCAAUGUUUAUACCAAGAGUUUUAAUAAAUAUGGCAGCAGGUCACUUAAGUUUGAAAUAUGGGUUUCAUGGUCCAAAUCACUCAGUGUCAACAGCAUGUACUACCGGUGCACAUUCAAUAGGUGAUGCUAGUAGAUUCAUACAGUUUGGUGAUGCUGAUGUUAUGAUUGCAGCAACAAAAUUUAAUGACAAUCCAAAGGAAGCUUCAAGGCCAUUUGAUAAAGAUCGAAAUGGUUUUGUGAUAAGUGAAGGUGCUGGAAUGCUUGUGCUGGAGGAAUAUCAUCAUGCCAUAAGUCGUGGUGCUCGUAUAUAUGCAGAAAUAUGUGGUUAUGGGUUAUCAGGUGAUGCCUAUCAUAUGACUGCACCACAUGAAAAUGGACAUGGAGCAAAAUUAGCAAUGAUUAGAUCAUUGAAUCAUUCAAAAAUAUUGCCAAAAGACAUAGAUUAUAUAAAUACACAUGCUACCUCAACCCUGAUAGGUGAUGUAGCUGAAAUCAAAGCAAUUCAUUCAUUGUUUCAUUCUAAAGAUAAUAAUAAUAAGAAAAAUUUAGCAAUUUCUUCAACUAAAGGAUCAAUUGGACAUUUAUUAGGAGCUGCUGGUGCAGUUGAAGCUAUCUUUACAAUACUAGCAAUUUAUCAUGACAUAUUGCCACCUAAUCUAAAUCUGAAUAGCUUGGAUUCACAAUUAGAAAAAACAAGUCAAUUUAAUUUUGUACAGACACCAAUUGAUCAGAAGGUGAAUUAUGCAUUGACUAAUAGUUUUGGAUUUGGUGGAACAAAUGCAUCAUUGUGUUUUAAAAAGUUUGGAAUUAUUAUAACACCAACAAUAUUAUAUUAUUAUUUUUACAAUAACUCAUCCAAAGAUUUUUUAUCGUCAACACAAUUUAUAUAUUGUAAAAUAACUUCAAUCAAACAAAUUAAUCAUAAUACUACAUUAUAUCGUCUUCGAUUACCAAAUCCGCUAAAUCAACCAUUACCAAUAUCUUCUUGCAUUCAAAUAAAAGAUGAAGCAGCUCAAAUAUUACGUGAAUAUACACCAAUUAAUAAUACUGAUGAUGAUAAAAGUUAUUUAGAAUUGUUGAUUAAAAAAUAUAAAAAUGGAUACAUGUCAAAUUAUUUGAAUAGUUUAAAAGUUGGUGAUUCAGUUAGUAUCAGAGGACCUUUGACCACUUGGAAAUAUGAGACAAAUAUGAAAAAAUAUAUUGGAAUGAUUUGUGGUGGAACAGGAAUUACUCCAAUGAAGCAAAUAAUAAGUCAUAUUUUGCAAAAUCCAGAUGAUAAAACCAAAUUAUUUUUACUAUAUUCAAGUUUGUCAAAAAGCGAUGUUUUAUUAUAUGAUGAGUUGAAUGAAUUGGCAAAUAAAUAUCCUGAUAGAUUGAAAAUUUAUUACACCAUCGACAAUCCGCCAUCACCUGGAAAUAGUAAUGAUGAUUGGAAGUGGGGAGUAGGAUUUAUAAAUGAAGAUAUGAUAAAGAAAUUUUUACCCAAUCCAAACGAAGAUAUAAUGAUAUUGGUUUGUGGACCUGAUGGUUUGAUUAGACAUAUAAGUGGUGAUAAAGGAAAAAAUUUCUCCCAAGGUGCUAUUGGUGGAUUAUUAAAGAGAUUGGGUUACAAUAAAUCGCAAGUUUUUAAAUUUUAA
Molecule: messenger RNA, 1967 nt
Organism: Entrophospora sp. SA101
Lineage: Eukaryota; Fungi; Glomeromycota; Glomeromycetes; Entrophosporales; Entrophosporaceae
Source: the annotation of a GenBank genome assembly